This is a messenger RNA of Drosophila serrata, 5473 nucleotides long. It is a transcript of the gene l(3)mbt, whose product is annotated as lethal (3) malignant brain tumor. Gene Ontology annotation, biological process: negative regulation of DNA-templated transcription. The record is from RefSeq and is a predicted model, not a curated record. Lineage: Eukaryota; Metazoa; Arthropoda; Insecta; Diptera; Drosophilidae. Gene Ontology annotation, cellular component: nucleus. Gene Ontology annotation, molecular function: sequence-specific DNA binding; chromatin binding; histone binding.
AAUACACACAUGCUUUUGCAGUUUCUAAUAUCGCUGGACACAACGCGUCUGAAUUCCAAGGAGUGCGGAUUAUCCCGUGUUGAGCGCUAAUUAAGCCACUUCAGAUUGAAUCCGUGAAAAAGUACGCCACAAUUUGCCCUGCGAGGUCGAACUCAUUUAACUCCCUCACAAUCAACGUUCAAUCGAACGGAAAUGACAGCAGCUGCCUGUGCCCGUGAACUCUCGCAUCCUGGCUUCCGCCUCCGUCUAUGCUAGACAUUUUGAUUCCCUCCGCGGCAAUUGAGGAGUUGUCAGAGGGUGAUUGUAGUUGGUAAAAUAACCAUACAAAGUUUAAACUACACUGCGAAUUUGCAAAUUGAAAGAAAAUACCACUGUCUGGUAUAAUACCAAAUCAAUAAAUACAUACUAUAACUGUGUGCAAAUAAACGCGCGAAAACUAUAACAUUAACUCAAAACUUUAUAAGCGCAGCUCGUUAAGCAAGGGCACGAAUUGUAUAAAAAAGAGUAAAUUGUAAAUAACUAAAUGGUGAAAGAAAACAGUGAAAUCGAGGUACCAAUCGGCGGAAAAUUGUGAAAACAAGACAGAAAAAAUACCAACCCCGGGCUGCGGAGUGUGUUAAAAUGCCAGAAACUUUUGUGCGCCUCAACGUCCAAAAAUUGUAGGAGUUACGAAAACGAGACGCGAACGGAAAAAACUAUCUUUUACUUCACCUCUAUCCUGUUUUCCGGCUGAAAACGAAACGUAGAAAGUGGAUUUAAACGAAAGAAUACCACCAUGUUGCCCUUGUCCUUGGCCAGUGAAGAGGCCAAGCAGAUGCAGCAGCAGGCCAAGCGCGAGCUGGCAAUCACCAUGUCGUCAGUGUCGUCCUCCGGCGGCGCUGGUGGCCAAAGUGCCGCAGGAAACAGUGUCCUGGCAGUUGGGCCCAGAAAAGAAGAGGUCCGUUUUGUUCCCCUCUCUUCAAUGGCGGGCAGCAAAUCCUGCAACAUCAGCUUCAGCAAUAUUCACUCAACCACCAGUACUGGUGGUGUCCCCCAUCAGAUCCAAACCGCCUUAAAGUCCAAACUGACUGCGGUGAACAUAGUGCCGAAAACAUUAAAGACUGGAACCGUGACAGGCGGAACAGCCACUGGCUCUGCUCCACUUUUCCAGCUAGUGCCAUCGCUCAACAAUCCCAGCCAGCCGCUGGUGGCCAUUUUGGCUCCCCCCAGGAAAACCAUAGGAGGAGCAGGGACCGGAGGAGGAGUCCAAAGCAAUGCCCAGCCAGUGGUUAUCCGUUCGGGUCCCGCACUCAACAAGGCCCAACUCACCAUUCAAAAUGGUAUAGCCACCAUGACGACAGCUCCGGCUCCAACUCCAGCAGUAUCAGCAGCACCAGGAACCAACGGAGCAGCACCCAGUAGAUCACUGCUUACUAAAUCAGAUUCGGCCCCUGUAGCUGCCGUCCAGAUACCUGCGGCCGGAGGAUCCGGCCAAAUCUCUUUGUUGGCCAAUCCCCUCAAGCCACGUGCACCACUCAUACUCAGUAAGGUGGCAGUGGAUAAAUUGCAGCUGAAAUUUAAUCAGUUUAAGGCCAAUCCCAAAUCUAUUGUCCUGGGAAAGUCCAACCAGGUGAAGAGGGUAAUGUCUAUGCCUGCUCGCACUAACAUCAGCAGCAUCCGCAGCAGCAGUGCCAAUGAAAAGGAUAGUAACAAGUCGGUUAUUCCUAUAAAGUCCGUUCCUCUGGUAGUGGAGGAGGUGCCCAAAGCCAUGCCCACCAACAAUAACAACAACAACAAUAACUACUCCAGCAAUACCAAGAGCCUGAUUAAGCCGAAAGCAUCUUCCAUAAAGGCGGUGCCCCUGCCUGUUAGUCAGGAUAUAAUCACUGUGCCGGCUUUUGAGUCGAUGGAGGAGAAGAUUGCCAUAUCCCAUCUUAAGGACACUCAGAAAGCGCUUUCAAGUCUGGAAAUAAUGCUGAAUGGGCCAGUAAAGACGGCACAGUCAGAACCCAGGGAUGCUCCGCUGCAGCAGCAGCAGCCGGCCCAGGAGCCAAAGACCCCUCCCAAAAUAAAUGAGCCAGAGGCCAAAACAUCUCCCGAGCAGCAAAAACCAGCGGAGGAUAUUCUGGAAGAAGAGAAAGCCGACACCAAGGAAACUGUCAAGGAACCUCCUAAGCUUCAACAACCUGAACCCCUAGGAGAUCCCAAGCCGCAGCAACCGGAGGCCAGGGAACCUUUACAAUCGCAGCAGUUGGAAGCCAAGGACAUGCCCAAGUCUCCAAAGCUGCAACGUUCCAAGUCUUUUGUGGCCGUUACUGAGCAGACUCCAACAGUGUCGAGCAGUAGCGAGCGACGCCACUCGGUGGCCAUUAUGGCCAAAGAGGUGGAUGUUAUCGAAGAGCCCAGUGCCCCAAUCGAGACCAUUACGAUUGAGGAUGACGAUGAAGACAGCGAGGAGGAGCUCAUUCAGAAGGAGAUCAUUCUGCCCAUUCUGCCAGCUGGGAUAACGAUCUCCACGACCACAAAAUCAGGCGCUAGAUCCCAGCUAGUGCGGAAAAACUCUAGCGUCACGACUCUCACCUCCUCCAGAAAGACCUCCAUUUCCGUCAGCAGUACGUCCAACAGCGAUGUGGAGGAGAUCAGUACGCCCGCGAAGAACAUUGAGGAAGAAAUAAGCCUUCUGCCCGGGAUAAGCAUCAUCAAAGCGGAAAGCCUGCCGCUUUCCAAAGAGGACUUUGAGCGCUCGCUCCGCUGUGACGAACAGGUGCCUAACACACCGCCCUCUUCUGGAGCUUCAUCCGUUGCCUCGGACACAGCAUCGCCAAGUAAACCUCCAGCUGAACUGUCGGUAUCUUCAUCCCAUAGGCAGCAGAAGGCACCCGGCUCGCGGGCCAAUGUUCUCAGGAAGAGUAUGGUUCAGAAUCUGCCCAUGUUGAGGUGGCGUGGCCAGCAGCCGGCCAAACUGCAGAACUCCUCUAUGUGCUUCGAGCUAAAUCGUUUCAACCUGCUCCAGUUGAACGAGCGCUGCGAGCAGCGCCUAGGACCCGCCAGCUACUUCGAGCGGGCCCUGCUCGAUCGACCCGACCGAAGGCCCUCGGGCAGCAUUCACCCACUUUUAUACCUUUGCCAGCGGUGCAAUUGCCACGGUCCCGCCUCUGAUUUCCUAGCCCCACACUAUUGCUCCUUGUGCUGUGUGCGCCGAGCGCAAAAGCGGCGCCAGCCGGCCAGCAAUUCUCAGCCGGAGGCCAAGGUGAGCCGAGCAUCAAUGGAGCCAGCCCCAGCACAGAAAUCCCAGGUAAACAAUAGGCAUCACCAAUCGAAAUCCCUGGCCGACAUUCAGAUGCACCGUCCAAAGGAUAGUGAUAAAAUGCGUAAGCCGUUUCGCUGGAGCGAAUACCUGAAGGCAAAAGGAAGAGAUGUAGCGGCGCCCAUCCACCUGUUCCUCAACCCAUUUCCGAUAAGCCCCAACUGUUUUGAGCGCGGAAUGAAGCUGGAAGCCAUCGAUCCGGAGAACUGCUCCUUGUUUUGUGUGUGCAGCAUAGCCGAGGUACGUGGCUAUCGGCUUAAGCUUACCUUUGACGGCUAUUCGUCAAUGUACGACUUUUGGGUGAAUGCCGACUCGCAGGACAUCUUCCCACCCGGUUGGUGCGAGGAAACGGGUCGCGUGCUGCAAGCGCCUAGGGAUUACUGCCCGGAGCGCUUCAGCUGGAGUCGUUACCUGGUUAAGACCAACGCAAAGGCAGCUCCGCGGGCACUGUUCGCUCACUUAAAAAUGCCGCAACAGACAGGGGUUUGCAACGGAUUCGCCGUGGGAAUGCACUUGGAAGCAGAGGAUCUGAACGACACCGGCAAAAUCUGCGUGGCCACCGUGGCGGAUAUACUGGACGAGCGUGUGCGCGUCCAUUUCGAUGGCUGGGAUGACUGCUAUGAUCUGUGGGUGCACGUCAGUUCGCCCUACAUUCACCCCUGCGGCUGGCACGAGAAUCGUCAGCAACUCAUAGUACCGCCGGAUUUUAAGACGACCGUAUUCAGUUGGCCUGACUAUAUAGCCGAUGUCGGUGGGGUGGCUGCGAAGCACCUGUUCCAACCCCGCCAGCCGAUGGAAUACCAGUCGCGCAUGAAGUUGGAGGUAGUUGACCAGCGCAACCCCUGCCUGAUUCGCCCGGCCACAAUAGUAACCCGCAAGGGCUACCGCGUUCAAAUCCACUUGGAUUGCUGGCCGUCAGAGUACUACUUCUGGCUGGAGGACGACAGUCCAGACCUGCAUCCCAUUGGGUGGUGCGAAGCCACCUCGCAUGAUCUUGAAACCCCGCCGGGGUAUCUGCAAGCCACGCCCCUAAUGCCCUGCGACGUAGAGGGCUGUCGAGGAUUUGGGAACGCCAAGCGCUUUAAUCUCAGUGUGCACGCUUUGCGGGAUUGCUGCCCGUACGCGCCGGAGAACUGGCGCCAGUGGCGUUCAAAGACGGUGAAGCCAGCGCGAGUGUCGCCCGAUAAGAUAAGGCGCGGAGUUCCGACGAAGAAAUCAAGGAAGACAGCUACUACAGAAGUCCAGCAACUGGAUAUUAAAGAGGAAAUUUCCCCUAAGAUGCCAAAUAAAAGGGCCACACCACCGCCUUGCGCGGAUGAAAAGAAGAAGAAGAAAAAGAAACAAAAGACGAAUGUGGCUAUAGAGGUGCAUAAGGAGGAGCAGAACCCAGAUCCCAGAACUCUGGAUAUAGCCAAGAGCUUCUUGAAAGACUAUGGCCCGCAGUUCCUGCAGAACUACAGACUUUGGAGGCAGAACAGCACUUUAAAUCACGAUCAGAUUCGUAGCAAUCCGUUGCACUGGACAACCUGGGAUGUUUACGAGUUCAUGGAGCGCGCCAUGGACUCUACGGAGAUAGCCCGUGUGAUAUUUGAACAAGAGAUCGAUGGCAGGGCUCUCCUGAUGCUGGGGCGCCUGGAGUUGGACAAGUACCUGAACCUUAAGGUGGGCCCUGCGGCGAAACUAUAUUCGCUGAUCAUGAAUCUGCGCAUUGCCGUCGUUUGUAAAUUCGGAACGAAUAGCACCGGACUUGGAAUUAAUUUCUCCAAUCUGCUAAAUCUGAAAGAGGAUGAGGUGAAGGAUACACCAUCGUCUUCCAAGGUGCAGGGCAGGAGCAACGGGUGGAGCAAGAUGGAGCACAAUCAGGAGCUUUUCGAGAGCGAAGACGACGAUGAUGAUAAUGAUGAAGUGGUGCUGGACAGCGAGGACUUUCUCAGCGUCAAGCACAGUAACCGCCUGGUAAUUGACGAGGACGCCGAUGUGGUGAUGAUGCAGCAGCUGGAUGUUUGCAGGCCCAUAACUACGGCUUCCUAGAGGACUCCAUGCCGAGGCCCUGCUUCCGUUGAUUGAUUUGUAAGAUUCGUUCGGGUAUUAAUAAUCUACUUUUAGUAUUUAUUAUGUAAGCCGAUCCUGAAAGCGAUUUUGUUUGUUGCGCCCACACUAUCCAAUAAAGGAUUCCCAAAUACUGUA